CUAUGAUUGGAAAGACAAGCAACGGAUAAUUCCAGCCUUCCCAAAUUCGAAGUUCAGCCUCACCUUCGACGCAAGGAACCUGGGAGCUCAAACGACUCUCGCUGGUUGCACAUUUCAGGAAAUCCCACCAUAAUAGCAACCCAAUUAAAUCGCCAAUAUGUUGUUGGAAGAGCAACGUUUCCUCCACGAGGAUCUCGAGCGUCUUGAGCAGGGAAUUGCCGAUCGCAUUGGCGAAGAGCCCAAGCACAUUCGCGAUCGGCUUGCUCAAGACCACCAGAUCGCCCAGUUCCUCGAUCGCAUCUCCGCCCAGUCCUCGAAGCUCCUCGAGAUAUAUCAUGAUGUCGACGGCACAAGAUCACGCGAAAUCCAGCAGAUUGGGACGGGGGACCCUAUGGACGAGUUCUACAAGCAGCUGUCCGAUGUCAAGGCCUUCCACGCCAAGUACCCGAACGAGCCCGUCGAGAAUCUAGAACGCGCAUACCGCCCCAAGAAACCCGCCGAGGGAGAGACGGCGCAAUUGAGCAUAGUGGACUCUAUGUUCACAGGCGAGGAGGCCUUCGGCCGUUUCUUCGAUCUGCAUGCCUGCCACGAGAUGUACCUGAAUCUGUCCAACGCGAAGAGACUUAGCUAUCUCCAAUUCCUCGACGUCUUCGACAAAUUCUCACCGAUUGCUGGUGGCUUGAAGAGGAGCGAGAAGAUGACAGAUCAGUACUUCAGAUACGUCGGUCAAAUCGCACAGGAUCUCGAGUCAUUUAUGAGGAGAACAAGACCACUAGAGAAUGUAGAUAAGGUGCUUGCAAGCUUCGACAAGGAGUUCGAGACGGCUUGGGAGAAAGAUGCAGUGGAAGGUUGGAAUUUGGAGGAAGCAGGCGCGCCAUCAGCAGGCACAGCACAACAACCCAGCACGGCUGAAGCAGUCUGGUGCGAGGAUUGCGAGAAGGAAUUCAAGAACCAGAAUGUGUACGAAGGGCACCUAAAGGGAAAGAAACACGUCAGGGCUGCAGCCGAGCGCAAGCACAGAUUAGAAGAAUCCGGGGAUGCAAAUGGCGCAUCCAAUGGCAGAGGACCGUCAGCAACGAGAUUAAAGGAGCGCGCAAUCGCCGAGCGCGAGUACAGGGUCAAACGUCUCGCCAGCGCCAUGAGUACGGAGCGCAGCGACACGAGAAACAAUAUAGAACGCAAACAAGGCAUGACAGAGCGGGAGCGUCAUCAAGAAUUGGAGAACCUAUUCUACUCGACAACGACCACCCAGGCAGUAGAAAACGAAGAAGGUGGAGACGAGGACGACGAUGACAGGAUUUACAAUCCGCUCAAGCUGCCACUGGCAUGGGAUGGCAAACCUAUUCCCUUCUGGUUGUACAAACUCCAUGGGCUGGGCGUCGAGUUCACGUGUGAGGUCUGUGGAAACUUCGUCUAUAUGGGACGACGGGCAUUCGACAAGCACUUCAACGAGGCGAGGCACAUAUAUGGCCUGAAAUGCCUUGGCAUUACAAACACGUCCUUAUUCAGGGACAUUAUUCGUAUCGAUGAAGCGCUGAAGCUGUGGGAAAAGAUACAGCGGGAUAAGAAGGGUGGCAAGAUUGAUGACGGUAGUGUAGUGCAGAUGGAGGAUGCCGAGGGCAAUGUCAUGCCUGAGAAGGUUUACUACGACUUGAAGAAGCAAGGGCUCCUGUGAACACCACAGGUCUGUGUCCCAGCACUGCGCGCUGUUCGUAGCUCUCGUCCCGAGGUCCCGAGGCUGACUUGUAUGAUAUAUCAUAUAGCUAGACUGUAACGGCACAAUCUGUACCCGGUGUAGAUUCAUAAGUACCCCU
Molecule: messenger RNA, 1814 nt
Organism: Pseudomassariella vexata
Lineage: Eukaryota; Fungi; Ascomycota; Sordariomycetes; Amphisphaeriales; Pseudomassariaceae
Exons: 1
Coding region: 158-1675 (505 amino acids)
Biological process (GO): mRNA splicing, via spliceosome
Cellular component (GO): nucleus; spliceosomal complex
Molecular function (GO): zinc ion binding; RNA binding
Source: RefSeq, a predicted model, not a curated record